Saimiri boliviensis boliviensis (Bolivian squirrel monkey) is the source of this 351-nucleotide messenger RNA. Lineage: Eukaryota; Metazoa; Chordata; Mammalia; Primates; Cebidae. The record is from RefSeq and is a predicted model, not a curated record.
AUGCCUCGCAGAAGCCGCAGCGCGGCCGCCGGGCCAGUCAGCCGCCCCGCCGCGCCCUCUGCCCACCCGCCCGCGCACCCACCGCCCUCGGCAGCAGCCCCGGCUCUCGCCCCUUCGGGCCAGCCGGGCCUCAUGGCUCAGGUGGCAUCCACGGCCACAGGGGUAGCAGUGGGCUCGGCUGUGGGACAUGUCAUGGACAGCGCGCUGACCAGAGCCUUCAGCGGGGGGAGCUCGGAGCCAGCCCAGCCUGCCGCCCAGCAGGCCCCCUCCCAUGCUGCCACCCAGCCCCUGCAGAUGGGGCCCUGCGCCUAUGAGAUCAGGCAGUUCCUGGACCGUUCCACCACUCAGUGA